Messenger RNA from Ipomoea triloba (trilobed morning glory), 1068 nucleotides. RefSeq lists its product as uncharacterized. The transcript is spliced from 4 exons. Bases 1 to 1068 code for a protein of 355 amino acids. Gene Ontology annotation, molecular function: starch binding. Gene Ontology annotation, cellular component: membrane. NCBI's taxonomy places the organism in Eukaryota, Viridiplantae, Streptophyta, Magnoliopsida, Solanales, Convolvulaceae. The record is from RefSeq and is a predicted model, not a curated record.
AUGAAGGCCUUAACCGGGUCACCAUCUCUGAAAGUGGGGUGUUUGGAGAAGGAAAGAUGGAAACUUUUUUGGUCCCAAAGGCCUGAAAUUUGCUUUCUUGGACUGCCCGGUGGGAGGCGUAGUGGUAAAUUUAGCUGCUUGUCAUCAUUUGAACGCAAAAACAUUCGGCCCAUUUUUGCUGCUUCUUCUGAUCUCUCAUCAUCAGCUUCAAACUCUCAGACAGAGUUUCAAUGUGAAGAAAUGGAGUCCACCUCCACAGAUGAUUUCAAAACUGCCCGCGUAAAAUUUCAAUUACAAAGACAGUGCUCGUUUGGCCAGCACUUUUGGGUAGUUGGUGAUGAUCCCAUAUUGGGUUCAUGGGAUCCAUCAAAUGCAGUGCCGCUCACCUGGUCAGACGGGCAUGUUUGGACUGUUGAGAUGGAUUUUCCGUGUGGGAAAUCUAUCAACUACAAAUUCAUACUGAAAGGAGCUGGUAAUGCUAUCUUGUGGCAACCUGGCCCUGAUAGGGUUCUAGAUGUAUGGGAAACAAGCAACACGGUAACAGUUUGUGAAGAUUGGGAUAAUAUUGAACUUCGGAAGAUUAUGGAGGAGGAACUCUUAGCUGGGGAACGAGGAGAAUCUCCAACUGAUACAGAAGUGCUGAUAGCUGAGAAUUCGAUUCAGGAAAGGAUAGACACAGAUGCUAAUGCAAAUGAACCUGUUCAGAUAGUUGCGGAAAAUAUAACUGGUGCUGAUGAGGAUGUUAAUGCUAGUAAUGCAUCUGGUUCGAGUUCGAAUGAUGCCACUUAUAUAGAAGAGACUGUGACAUCAGGACCGACUGAUUUUGGCAAAAGCGGGACAGCAGUGCACGGUGGGAAUUUAAGUUCAAACGGUGAAGCACGUUUAGAUUUUGAUGAAGGGCUCGCUAUUUUGGUUCCUGGCUUGCAUCAAGUUUUAUCGGUGGAGACUGAAGCAAUGCCAUCAAACGAAAUUCAGGUGGAAACUGUUGCUGAAAAUUCGCUUGGCCCCCGUGAAGCUGAGGAGUUCAAGUUGCAAGAGGAGCGCUUAGAGGUAACUGCUAAUAUUUGA